GACCUGGUAGCGGAAGCGAGAGGCGACGGGAGCUCCGCGCCGCUGCUAUGGAGGAGCCCGCGCGUCGGCGGCACAGGAAGCGGAGCCCGCGCGGAAGCCGCUCCCCGCCGGGAAACUCGGGCGCCAGCAGAUCACAGUCCAAGCGGAAAAACAAGUCCUCAGACAAAAGACGGAAAUCUCCCCGAGAGAAAAGGAGCCGAAGUCCCCAUCAUGCUAUACCUAAAGUGAAGCAGGAGCGAGAGGAUCGCUCCCGGAGGGGACAUGAAGAACGACAGCAUCGAGAUCAUUCUGAACUUGAGCACAGGCGAGACAGAAGCGAUGACAAAGACAGACACCGGGGCCAUUCAGGCCGAAGGAAGUCCCAUAGAGAUCAGCCUGGGAGUCACGAAAGGGAAAGAGACACUCAUCAUUUCCAGGAUCAGCAAGCACAGAGGGAAUUCUAUAAUGAGCGACGGCGUGAGCAUCGUCAGCAGAUGGAAGUGAGUGGUGAUGAGGAGGAGAAUCAGGAAACAAGGGGGCCUGACAGCAAGAACACAGACAAAGAGCCAGGUAACAAAGAAAAGCCGAGCUUUGAACUGUCUGGAGCACUCUUGGAGGAUUCCAACACUUUCCGUGGCGUCGUGAUCAAAUACACAGAGCCCCCAGAAGCACGCAUCCCCAAAAAGCGAUGGCGCCUGUAUCCUUUUAAGAAUGAUGAGGUUCUUCCAGUUAUGUACAUUCACAGGCAGAGUGCCUAUCUGUUGGGCAGACACCGGCGCAUUGCUGAUAUCCCCAUUGACCAUCCCUCAUGCUCCAAACAACAUGCUGUCUUUCAGUACCGGCUUGUGGAAUACACCCGCUCUGAUGGCACCGCGGGCCGGAAGGUAAAGCCCUACAUCAUUGACCUUGGCUCAGGCAAUGGCACAUUUUUGAAUAACCAGCGAAUUGAGCCUCAGCGCUAUUAUGAAUUGAAAGAGAAGGAUGUGUUGAAAUUCGGGUUCAGCAGCAGGGAGUAUGUCCUCCUCCAUGAGUCAUCAGAUACCACAGAGGUGGAUCAGAAGACAGAGAAGGAGGAGGAGGAGGAAGAGGAGGAGGAAGAGGAGGAGGAAGAAUCUACCUGACAGCAAGUUAGGGUGUGGAUGGAACCUUUUUCUGCAGCUGAGCUCAAAUCCUUAGUGAGGAUGUUGAGUCCUUGCUGUACUGAUGCCUCUCACUGCCUUAAAAUCUGCUGUCUUUAACUGGACACGUUAUUGGUGGUUUUGGGAACUCCUCAUACACUCACUGUGUUGAUGUUUAUGGACCUGUGGCUUCUCAGAUGAUUCAAGGAACGGAGGGUGCUUUUCAUGCCUAACUUGGCAGAGCAGUGGUGGUGCUGGAGUUCUUUAGUAUAUCUUGAAGCAACAAACCAUACUGGACAAAACACGGCCUUUUCCAAAUAACUAACACUUUAUUUUGCUUUUUAUUUCUUUCCCCCUUGAAAACAGUUUUAAAAUAGAUGCUACUUAUUUUUUUAAGUAGAGUUUUGGGAUAAACAAAGCCUGAUGGGUGUUCUGUAAUGUCUCUAGUUGUCUUUAUAAUGUGUUAAGAUGAAAAAUGCAUAACUUUUUAUGUAUUUCUAGGGUUCAUGUAGACUAUUUCGCAUCAAAAUAGGUUUUCAGGGAUAUCCUUUGCACAUCCCAGGCAGUGCAGUCUGGGCUGAAAAGGAACUGUUCCUGUGUCUUUCUGGCUUCCUUACCAGUGAAGUGGUGUGUGUGUGUGUGUCUGUCUUUCUUUCUUUCUGUGGUGCCUGUACUGCCCCAUGGAUAUAUUUUUCACUUAGUUUGGCAAGUAUAAUUUCCCUCCCAAAAUUAAAAUAAGAAUAGUUUCCUUUGUUUACAGAUGCCAACUGGUAGCAAGAGGAGAGGCCGUGUAUUCAUCAUUGUGGGAGGGCACAAGAACUUGUUCCACAGUAAGCUUUUUGAGCCCUGAAAACUUUUUCUAUUACUGAAGUUUUGUGCACAGCUGCCUUGUAAUAAAUGAAACAAUUUGCUGUACCCGAGUCAAUAACUUUCCUUUCUGGCCCACACUUUGAGAGCACUUUCUGUUUGCAUAAAUGUAUUGUGUAAAUAGGAUUGUGUGUGUAGAACAAUAUGAAGUGUACAUUAAGAUAAAGUUUAUCAUGUACAUUUUGGGCCAAAUUUGCAGGUUUUCAAGCAGUUGGUAACAGAGACUGUUCUGGACAGUAAUAUCUCUGGGAUCCUACGAGUCCCUAUUUUUAAAAUAAAUAAAGGAUUUGUAAAUUUAGCGUGAAUACCCUCA
Elgaria multicarinata webbii is the source of this 2277-nucleotide messenger RNA. RefSeq names its product Smad nuclear interacting protein 1 (gene SNIP1). Gene Ontology annotation, molecular function: protein binding; mRNA binding. NCBI's taxonomy places the organism in Eukaryota, Metazoa, Chordata, Lepidosauria, Squamata, Anguidae. The record is from RefSeq and is a predicted model, not a curated record. Gene Ontology annotation, biological process: miRNA processing. The transcript has 4 exons. Bases 48 to 1100 code for a protein of 350 amino acids. Gene Ontology annotation, cellular component: nucleus.